AUGACGACUUCCCUGAUCCUGCAUCCUCACUGGGCGGACACCUUGAUGUACGUGUAUGAAACGAGCCCGAAUGAAAAGAAUCCCAAGAAAAGCCCAGCAGACAUGGAGGGACUGAGUGGGAACUGUGCGAGCAGUCACUGCAGGGAUUUUAUCUCUCACCCAGCACUGGGGCGCCAUUCCAGCUCCAUCGGAAGCCACCAAGGACCUGUGUACACGGAUAUUACCUCCCCGGAGGCUGGCAGGCAGUGCUCGGGGGCCACAUCUUCCUCUAAUGCCUCCCUGGGCUAUGCCUACCCCUUCGGCAGCAGCUACUACGGCUGCAGGUUGUCUCAGUCCCACAACGUCAAUUUGCACCAGAAGCCCUGCUCCUACCACCCCAGCGACAAAUACCCCGAGCCCAGCAACCCCAUCCCCAGCGAAGACUUCUCCUCCAGGGCCAAGGAGUUUGCCUUUUACCCCAGCUUUGCCAGCUCCUACCAGGCGGUCCCCGGCUACUUGGACAUGUCAGUGGUGCCCGGGAUCACCAGCCAUCCGGAGCCUAGGCACGACACCCUCCUGUCUAUGGAGGGCUACCAGCACUGGGCACUGCCAAACGGCUGGGAUGGCCAGGUCUACUGCUCCAAGGAUCAGAGCCAGCCCAGCCAUCUGUGGAAGGCACCUUUCCCAGAUGUGGUGCCCCUCCAGCCAGAGGUUAGCAGCUACCGCAGGGGCAGGAAAAAGAGGGUUCCCUACACCAAAAUCCAGCUGAAGGAACUAGAAAAGGAGUAUGCAGCCAGCAAAUUCAUAACCAAAGAGAAGAGACGAAGGAUCUCCACGGCCACCAGUCUGUCUGAGCGCCAGGUCACAAUAUGGUUUCAGAAUCGAAGAGUCAAAGAGAAAAAAGUCAUCACCAAAUGCAAAUCCUCUCACCUUCACAAUACCUGA
Messenger RNA from Staurois parvus, 924 nucleotides. NCBI's taxonomy places the organism in Eukaryota, Metazoa, Chordata, Amphibia, Anura, Ranidae. The record is from the annotation of a GenBank genome assembly.